CGUGACUGUUUUAUGAGGCGGUAAUGAAAAUGGAGUGAUUUCUUUAUCAGAGUGGAUGUAUACAUUGUGACAACACGUUUUUUUCUUCUUCUGUUUUGUUAAUUGUAUACUCAGAUUGAUUUUAAAUGGAGAACAGAAAUAGUAGCGGAGGUUGGCUUGGCAGCGACGACAGGGGAAGCAAUGGACACGCGAUGCAUAUGACGUCAAACGGGCACCAGGCAGGGAAUUAUGACGACAUCUCAAACGGGAUUGUGAACCCAAACUUUAUCAGUGAAACAGAAACUACGCUCGGCAAAGAUACCCAAAUUAACGCAGACAAAAUUUCGGUCAAAUCUGUCAAAUGUUCAGGCAAAGACGAUGACAGUUCUAAAAUUGACAGUGACGAUGAUAAUGAUUUCAAAAGUCUAGUCCCUUUUUGUUUGGUAUUCGGAAUUGGAUCACUGUUUUCUCAAAGUAUAACAGUGUAUUUAUCGUCCCAAAUCACGGUACUAGAACGGGCAUUCAGUCUCAGCAGCACUCAAAGUGGAAUUUUGUUAAGUGCCAACGAUCUUGGAUUUGUUGUGACUGUGUUGCUGGUCAGUCACUUUUUAAAGAAUUUCCACAUUCCACGAGUGCUGUCGGGGUGUAUGCUAAUGUUUGGGGUGUCCGGACUACUAACAAGCCUGCCACACUUCUUUGCCGACUAUAGCCACGCCGCGUCAGGCGACAAGAACAUCAAUGGGUCCCGGGUCAACAAAGCACUCUGCCUGGCUAAUGAUAGCUACAAUCAGGAGUGUUCCUUACAGACAGGCGCGCGCUCAGCCCCAACCCCUGGUCAAAAGAACGAUUGGUUUGUCAUCUUCAUCGGGCUGAUGAUGCUUCUACAGGGCGUUGCCAAGGCACCGAGGUCCUCACUGACCACACUCUACAUUGACAACAACUCCAGUAAACGGCGGACCGGAUUCUACAUAGGUCUUUUAUCGUCCUUUACCAUCUUCGGGCCAUUUGUCGCCAUCAUAGUUGGCGGACUCUUCAAUAAAAUACCCGUGGACCUACAAGAUAACGGGUUGUCGCCGGAGGAUCCCCGCUGGAUUGGAGCGUGGUGGUUGGGUUUUCUCGUGUUUGGGGGCGGCGCGUGUCUAGUGGCCGGCCCAGUCUUCUGCUUGCCGGCGUCCUUGAGGCGACGCCCUCCCGCGCCGCCGACUGAGUACGCCAACACCGCCGCCAUGCAACGACCUGUUAAACAAGACUUAGUCAAGGAUCUUCCAAAGUCCGUGUGGCGCGUUUUGAGAACGGCACUGUACUUGUGCACGGUUACGUCACUACUGACGUACCUGUUUGGUGCGAUGGCGUUCGGAUCGUUCGGCCCCAAGUACAUCGAGCACCAGUUUCACCUGCCCACGUGGAAAGCGAACAUCGUAAUGGGUAUCGACAAGCUGGUCACAAUGGUAGUGGGGACCUUUGGGGGCGGCAUAAUCACGCGGCGGCUCGGGCUUGGACUUACCGGAUGCGCACGCAUGGUACUGGUCUGUCGCAUAAUUGUUUUCCUGUUGGGCUGCUUCAACUUCCUGUUUGGUUGUCCGAACCCGGAACACAUUGUGGGACUGUCGUUACAGAACGGGGUAGCGGUUGUGGAUGAUUUCAGCGCUGGAAAUAGUUCCAUGCCGACGUUGUGCGACUGCUCGGGGGCUUCGUAUGUGCCGGUAUGCGCGGACGGCCAAACGUUUUUCUCCCCGUGUCACGCGGGAUGUAUUGCCAAAGAGCCCUCGCAGAUGUACGCUAACUGUAGCGGUACGGUAAGCGGCCAGGCGGACCCUGGUAUCUGCGCAACCGGAUGUUCCAUGUUGAUCCCCUAUGUGGCCGUCAGUGGAAUCGCCUCCCUCAUAGGAACGUCAGCUAUAGCCCCAAUCUUCAUUAUCGUACUCAGGUCAGUGGAGCAGAACGACCGGGCGAUGGCUGUGGGUCUCAUGUCCUUCCUUAUGUCUCUAGUCGUGUUCCUACCGGCGCCAAUGGUUUAUGGGAAGAUAUUUGACUCGUUCUGUUCUGUAUGGACGAGUAAAUGCGGAGCUAAGGGAGCUUGUUCCCUCUACGAUACAGACAGGAUGCGUUACCAGUUGGUGGGAACGAGCGUCGGACUGGCGGGCCUCAGUCUCGUGCUCACCGCUAUCGCCGUAUGGCUCGCGGACAGACGGACAGCGGACGAUGGGCGACGGGCGUCGCGGACCCUGGAGGUCAAGCCACCCGUUCCUCAGCCACGUCCGUCACUCACCAGCAUCAUGGGAUAGACACUUGGACGCUUGGAAAUGCAGUCUGAAAACUAGACUUAAUUUUACUGUCCCCGAGGUUAUUAUUGAGACCCCUUGAUAUCAAGUUACAUAAUUAUAUUCUAUGUUCUAGUCAAUGACAUAUGAUUGUAAAUAUUUGUAUAUAAUAAUUAUGUGCAUUUGUAGAUAAUGCAUAGACAAUGUAUAUACUGUCAGUGUUAUGCGGAUGUCUGAACAAUACAUGCAUGUGAGGAUAAUGAAUAUUAAAACUGUUUCAGAUUUUGCAGGGUAAACGUGGACACGACUUGAUCAGUCAUAAUCCUAUGUUAAAAAUGCUCAGCAUGCAACUUAAACUGGAUCAGUGUUUUUAAUAUUUAUGUUUUUCGUUUAAUAUCUGUUAUGCAUACGUCUACCAUUCGUUGUCAAGUAUAAAUGUGAAAAGGAAAUAAAUUUGAUAAACACA
This is a messenger RNA of Mya arenaria, 2706 nucleotides long. Its product is annotated as solute carrier organic anion transporter family member 2A1-like. Gene Ontology annotation, molecular function: protein binding. Gene Ontology annotation, biological process: transmembrane transport; sodium-independent organic anion transport. The record is from RefSeq and is a predicted model, not a curated record. The transcript has 14 exons. Gene Ontology annotation, cellular component: membrane. The coding region runs from base 126 to 2264 and encodes 712 amino acids. Lineage: Eukaryota; Metazoa; Mollusca; Bivalvia; Myida; Myidae.